Messenger RNA from Thamnophis sirtalis, 3183 nucleotides. The record is from RefSeq and is a predicted model, not a curated record. Lineage: Eukaryota; Metazoa; Chordata; Lepidosauria; Squamata; Natricidae.
AUGGUUUUAUAUUUAAUCUUUUUCCAGGUUAUUCAAAGAAUAUUUUACAUAGUGAAUAGAUCGUGGUCUGGAAAAAUAUCAUUAAUAGAGCUGAGGAAAAGCAACUUUCUACAAACUCUAGCCCUCUUAGAAGAAGAGGAAGACAUUAAUCAAAUCACUGAUUAUUUUUCCUAUGAGCACUUCUAUGUUAUUUAUUGUAAAUUCUGGGAAUUGGACACUGAUCAUGAUCUCUAUAUCAAUCAGAGUGAUUUGGCUAGAUACAAUGAUCAAGCUUUGUCAAACAGAAUUAUAGAAAGAAUAUUCACUGGAGCUGUUCUUAGAGGAAGUCAAGAACAAAAAGAAAACCAGAUGAGCUAUGCAGACUUUGUGUGGUUUCUGAUCUCGGAAGAAGACAAAAGAUGUCUCACAAGUAUUGAAUACUGGUUCCGAUGCAUGGAUUUAGAUGGGGAUGGCACACUAUCAAUGUAUGAACUUGAAUAUUUUUAUGAGGAACAGUGUGAGAGGAUGGAAUCCAUGGGCAUUGAGCCGUUGCCCUUCCAUGACUUAUUGUGCCAAAUGCUUGAUCUAGUAAAACCAGAAUAUGAGGGAAGAAUUACUCUAGGAGAUUUGAAGAGAUGUAGAAUGGCUCAUGUAUUUUAUAAUACUUUCUUUAACCUUGAAAAGUAUCUGGACAACGAACAACGGGAUCCCUUUGCUGUGCAAAAGGAUAUUGAAAAUGAUAGUCCAGAACCCUCUGAUUGGGACAGAUAUGCUGCUGAGGAAUAUGAAAUUCUUGUAGCUGAGGAGUCUGGCAGUGUACAGUUACAAGAAGGUUCCUUUGAAGAUGAUUAUGAAACAGAUGAACUCUUAUCUAUGUCUGAAAUUGAAGAAAAGUCAGAUAAUUUAGUUGUUUCGCAUGUUUCAGCAUAAAAAUAGAGAUUUGUCCUCAAAGUCUACCAUCAUUAAACACAAGUCUUCAGUUCUUACAUUCGAAGAAACAAUAAUGUUAUUUGACGAAGUACCAACAUCUGAAACAAAAUCAUAAUUAUACAAGAUAUACUAUUUGUUUCUCUAAUGUGAUAAUUUUCCUAACUAUUGGGGUAUGCAUAGAAUUUGUGCAGACAUUCAUGGAACCUGUGAGGAAACAAUGAAGACUGGAUAAAGGUGAAAAGCUUCAUAUUUAUAUAUAAAAAAGAAUUUAAGACAAUCAAUAAAUACUUGAGGAUUUUUUUUUCCAUUUUGGAUUAUUCCUCCUCCUUUUUUUAUUUAGAAGCUAUAUUCAGUUUUUUUCUUGUUUUACAAUAUAAUUGUAUAGUAAUGUUCAGUUUUUUGAUGUAUCAGAAGUACCUGUCAGUUUCUAGAGUAUUUCUAGCUCACUGCAGAUAAUUAUUUGCAUUAUAGAAUACUGAAUGAUGAUAACUUACUAUGAAAUUUUCAAGAGUUUAUUUAAAUCUAGUAUCAAGUCCAUGUUUCUUUGGUUUAAAGUAUAAUAGAAAAAAGAGAUGGCCCAUUUGUUUUCAUGGUUAUUCUUCAUGGGAAUUUUUUCUUUUAAUAGAAUAACAGAAUUAUUCUGUAAUUUUAUUAAAUUCUUCUUUAAAAAGCAUUAAUACCUUAAUAAAUGCAACAAUCCCCCUCCAUAAAAGAGAAAUUGGUAUAUGUUUUCCAAACUUAAUCGAAGACAUGAAUGAUCCAAAAUUCAUAGCUGGUAGGAAGUCCCACCAGAUUGAAGUGUAGAAAAUGAGAAUCAAUUGAAAGUGAGUACAAAACUCUUUCAAGAAUAAACAAAAAUCAGGUAAAAAAUAAUAUUUACAAGAUAGGUCCUAGAAGAUGCAGGUAAUAUCUUAUUCCCUUACCCAUUCUUUUGAAUCUUGUUCUUCAAAAAAGAAUUUAAAGCUAAAAGGUAAUAUCCAUUUUAUAAAGGAAACAUUUACAAUAAAUUGGUCACGUGGUUCUAAGUGGCAUAAAAUUGACUUCCUCGUGAGGCAGUAUGUUCCCCUUCAGUGAUGGUCUUCAAAUGAAGACUGCAUGAUCACCUGUUGAAAAUGUUUUGGCAAGUUCAGCAGUGAAUAGAAGACUGGACUUUCAUUCAGAGGUGCUUUCAUUUUAUGAUUCUGUUAUAAAACAAUACCAUGGUGACAAUAGAUACAAUCUGUUUAGAAGUGACAAUGAAGAUAAUUGAAGUGAUAGAAGAUGUAAAUGCUGUGAAAGAGGGAAGGAAAUAAGAUACCAGCAGCAAGAUAAAUGGACUUAGUUACAGUAGUGAUAGGUGCAUUAUUGGAAGACCUAAUGGAGCAGAGGACAAGAUCAUCAUGGAAAAAUCUAGGUGGUAUCCAAGAGUUGACAAAAACUUGAUGGUGUAUAAUCUUCCAAUUAUCCAAUCAACAUACACUAACAUUACACGCAACAAACAUAAUACUGUAAUUUAAUGUUGUGGAUAAGCAAUUGUUCCUGUUGAUGAAAUGAUUCAUAUCAGAAAAUAUGAUAGUCUACAACAAACACACUUUAAGUGAUAUUAUAUGUGAAUUAUAAAUGAGAAGACUUUUUGUGAAAAGACCUUUUUGUUCAGUCCUGCAAGUUAGUUUUUUAAUUGAUGUUUUUCAAAGGCACCUGUUCACCACCACUAGCUGUUUGAAAAUGCUUUUGCAGCAGAUUUUAACGUCAAUGUGUAUAAGGAUUUUUCUGUAUUCUGAAGGGAUUAGUGAUAAAUUUUUGUCCAUUUCUCAUGUGAUGGUGAAACAGCUUAAGCUCAAUUUCAUUUGAAAGACAUUUUUUUGCAUUUAUUUUUAAAGUACUGUUUUAAUUUAAGUGAUUGAAUAUGAGCAUAUUUUGGGUAAAUUGAACAAGUUAGGGAUUAUAAUGUUCAAUUCCUAAGUGCUUAGCUUCUUUCUGAUAAUGAUUGUGCAUUGUAAAAAUACACUAAAAGAGUUUAUUUUUCCUAUGUGUGUGAAUCUUUGUAUAUAUAUCAUAUCUUGGGAAUUCUGGGUAGAAAGGUGGUGGUGAUGAUACUGUAGUAGCAGCAUUAUAGUCAGUCUAACUUAUCCUUUACACUUUAACUUGCAUGCUAAAAGUUUGAAGUAGAGUUGAGCUUCAGGAUUCCAUUUAAAUGGCAUGAGACAACUGUGAAUAGAGUCAAUAUUAGUAUUUAUCUAGUUAAUUGAUGUAGAAUAUGAUUCUCAUGUUGUCAAUGAAAGUUUUGUCUCAUAG